ACACACUCUAACAUACACACACACACACAGCCCUCUGCAGGCUUCGCUUCCUGCUUCCUCGCUAAGACAACACGGUGGGCUCUACAAGACGGAGCAGUAGUAAAUAUCGGUGAGCCCAGAGGAUCUUACUAAGAGUCAACUAAGGGACGCUAGCUCGGUGUCAAAUCCGAUUUCAAGACAGAUUAUAAAUUAAUUAAUCCCAACGCUGGACUCGUUGGUUCCUCCUCAUCCCAGCAUGGACGGCGGGUCUGCGUGAAGAUAAACACAGUGAGUGAGAAACAAAAUGGUCCUGCGAGAAUUUACUAUCUGACCAAAGCAGCGUCCAUAACAGUGCGAAGAUCAAUUUUAAGACGGAUUUUAAUAUGUCGGUAUGCUAGCUGGUUAUCUUCGUCUUGGAUUAUCCUGUUAUAGUCCUCCCGUUUGAGCCACUGUGUCUGUCAUAAACCAAUUUCUCCCUGAAAUUAUUAUCGCUAUCCCGGUGAAGCCAGAGACAACUAAAAAUGAUGUUUGGCAUGUAUAUGAAAAGAAAUAAAUAGAUUAUUGGGCAGUAAACUGGGACAACAUGUCCUGUUAUGCUAACUAACCAUAAAGAGGAUUUGGGUCUCUUUUCACUAGAAUCAGAAACCCCUCACCUAACUACAUUGGACCUGUUAUAAGAGCAUAUCUAUGCAAUUUAUUUCUACAUUUAUUGAAUUGUCUUAAAGCUUGUCAGAGCUUUGGUGUGUCUCAAGACAGACUGGAGUGUUUCACUUGAUGCCACUAUUUCCCUCAGGUGAUUGGCAGCAGCCAUGGGACCCCGAUGGACCUGGCUCCAGCAGGCGCACUGCCAGGAUGAGGACCCCUCGGCUCCAGACCAGGAGAGGCAGGAUGGGGACCCCUCGGCUCCAGACCAGGAGAGGCAGAAUGAGGACUCCUCAGGUCCAGACCAGGAGAGGCAGGAUGAGGACCCCUCAGCUCCAGACCAAGAGAGACAGAAGCGCUGGGCUGAAAUGUUUGAUCAGCUGGAUGUCAACAAGGAUGGACACAUUGACAUCGGUGAGCUGCGGGCUGGGCUGGCAGGCCGAGGGGUGUCUAGGGGCUCUUUGGAGAAGGUGAGAUUGCAGCACACCUGCAACCACCACCAUCACCACACACACACACACACUGCCGUACACAGAUGGUGGGAUACAUUUAAUGAAAACUGCUUUAACCCUAAAACACUACUGCUGAAAUUAGUAACACCAUCACUAUCGCCAGGUGAUUUUUAUCAAAUAUAAUAUACCUAAGAAAAAGUACUUGUCAUCAAAAUAUAUCAAAAUAGGACAAUACAUGACAAAUUAAAGUAGUUUUCUUAAUUUUUACCUGUGCAAUGUCCAAAGGAAGGGGAAAAAAGUGCCAUGAGGGGACCGUAUAAAAAUGCUACAAAAUAACUGAAAUUAGGCAUUCAUAAACAAAAAAAAAUCCAAAAUUAUAUAUGUAUAAACUGUAAACUUAGUUUUUUUUCCACCAUUCCCAGGGCAUCUAAGUCUUCCCUGUUGAAUACUCAGGGUCCUUGGCACAAUAACAGCUGCAGGGGAGAGAACCAAAAUAUGACAUAUUUUGAGUGAGUAAAAAUGUCAAACUGACUGAAAUAUUUCUUAUCACCAUAUGAUAUCUAUGUUCCCUUGAAUAUUCCCUGAAAAAUCACUACUUUGUGAUAGUUAUUCAAAACCAAUGUGCUAAUUAAAAAUAGCAUGCAAAUUCCAGGACCACUCUUACUGACCUUAUUUGUCUACAUGCAGUUAUCAAAUCCACCCAAACCUUACUUUACCCUCUAUCACUUUUGCCGGGUGAAAAUCACCUGAAUACAUGUCUGUAGGAAAAAGCAGGUUUUGGAUCAGAGAAACAAAUAUGCCUUCAAAGAUGUCGAAGGCAAUGCUGAAGCCACCCAGGGACCCAUGACACUCAGACAAACGCAACAUAAUGAAAAUCACGUGAACAUGUUUGGUCAGGUGAAAAUCACCCGGCGAUAGUGUUCUGGGGUUAAAAACAUAUAGAUCAGGAUGAUCCAAGAUACACACAAAGUUCAAGGACCUUUCGACCAACCACAAAGCGGGGUCACUGGCUUUACCUCAGCUAUAAGUCCUACUGAAAAAUUAUCUUUAAAUAAGAGUGUCAAGACCUUUGUUGCUCAAAUGAUGAGCAGAUAACAGUUCAAACCAACCUCAUGGUUGAACUUGGAUAACAUGCGCCUGUCUCUGUGUACGAUGAGAAGUAAUGACGGGGAUCUUCUCUUCUUACAUUAAAACUCCACUGAAAGCCUGUAAGAUCCAUCCUGUUUCUCCUGACAUAGAGACUCCCUAAUUGCCCUGAUCUGCGGUCACUCUUUGUGCAAAAGAGCCAAGAACAUGAACAGCACAACUUUAUUAUUGUAUACACACAGUCUGUCUCUCCUCCCUCAGCGCCUGUCUCUAGAGUGUUUGUUUUGGCAAAAAGUGUGUGGGUCACAGAGAAGACUCACCACAACUUUCUCCUAUGUUCCAGUACUCAUCCAAUAUCCCUUGGGGUUGUGUUUGCAUGUGUUUGAAUGUCAACAUAGUACUCAUGUGGCUAUAAACACUUGCCAGUAGCCACUUGCAGUUACUUGCCUUUCUUUAGGGAAAAAUAUACUUCAAUAUAACCUGCAUUAUUGAAUUGUAGAGCUUAAGGCUUAGGUCGGGAGAAGAGUACGUGUGUGUGUUUAUGUAAAGGGCACCAAGCUGUCUAUUUUAGUACAGGACUGUGAAAGAUGAGAAGUUAACCUUUCCCUCUGUCCCAACACUUGAUCCCUUCUCACAUAUGUGUCAUUGUCAGUGUCAGGCUUUUUUUUUUCAGUACCAUUUUUGUGAUUAUGCUGAUGUAGUCUUUCAUAUUAGAUAAAUGUGUCUUUAAUUCCUUGUGUUUUUUGUUGUCUGUACCUAUUUUUUAUUGACUGAAAAUACUUAAAUUAUGGAUCUUGAACAUGCUAAUACAGAUUUUUAUUGAAAUUUCAGUUAUAAAAAUGUCAGCUAUACCAUACAUAUUCAACACAAUUGAAACAUCCUUAGAUUCCUAUCAAGUACAGUAUAUGUUAACGAAAACAAAUACGGUAAAUCAUUUUUAAUUUUUAACUGAACUUUGAUUGUUGAGAUGAUUAAAACAAGCAUAAUUGAAUCUGGUUUAUCUUAACAUAAUCAUUAUCAGGUAUAUUUGGUUUGUAAACUAGUCCAUAAAGUAUUUAUGGAGUCACUGUUGACUUAUCUGCCAAAUGCUUCUGUAUUCACUGCCCUUACUGUCUGUGUUUUCAGAUGGUGAAGGUGGGAGACACCAACGAGGAUGGAGUACUAGACUUUGAGGAAUUCACACAGUAUCUUCAGGCUCAUGAAAAACAGCUCAAACUCAUGUUUAAGAGUCUGGACAGGAACAAUGACGGUGAAAAGAUGCCCACACUUUGAAAAAUAUCAGAUGUCAUCAUAACUUUUUACCUUGAGAUCAUUUCUGAAUUUUGCUCAUACUCUUCAUGUGGAUGCUUACAGGUCACAUUGAUGCAGCAGAGAUCCAGCACUCUCUACGCACAAUCGGUGUGGAUAUCAGCCUAAAAGCUGCAACCAGAAUUUUACAAAGGUCUGCCAACAGUAUGUUGAUGUUUUAUAUCUCAUAUCACAUGACAGUAUGAUCAUCCACAGAACAUGUAAAUAUCACUUGAACUAAAAGCUGUGAACACAAAUGGUUGGCUUACCCUCUUUUUGAAAUAUAGAGGCCUACUUCACUGGGCAUGUUUUCCAUUUAAAAACCAGUUAAUGGAAAUAGCUGAGGAUGAGAGGGUCAGUUAAGAAGACUAGUUUUAUCACAUUUCACAGCUGCAAAGGCAGCCUAAAGGUUAUUCCAUCGUUUUGUAUCUGAAAUAACACAUUUAAAGAUGUCAAAUUCAUACUUUUACAACUGUUAUGAGUUAGAGGGGUUAAACAGCUCUAUGAAAUAAAUAUAGAUGGCUGAUUAAACCCCCCAAAACUUUUUUACUUGAUUUAUUUCUUAAAAAUCAAAUGUUUCUGAAUGCAGAUGGGACUCUGCUCUAAUCUUACCUGAGACUCGAUGAUCCUUUCCCUCAAUUCAUCAUUUGCAGCACAUAAGAUUAAUGGUGCAUCUUUGUUGAGCUGCCUCUUAAGAGUUCAGUAAUUAUUUUUAUCCUGGCUUUAAAAGAAUUAUUUGUAAAAAUCAACAUCAGUUUCUUCAAGUAUAUUUGGUCGUGAUAAACCAGGAAACCUCCUUAUAAAUUGGCGCUCAUUUUCCUGAUACUUGAUUUUACAUGUAAGAGAUGUGCGUGUGUGUUAGCUAAAUGAAUGGAUAUGUAGGGGGUGUUUUUUUUUUUUUUUACAACUUCUUGUAUAAUUUUCUAUGACAACAGAAAUCUUUCUGUUCAGUGGUGAAUUAAGUCAUCAAAAAAUACCUCAAUGCUCUCCAUCAGCACUGACCAAGGAUCAAUCCAACACUUCUGAACUCAGUUUUAUCCGGCGGUGUGUAUUUGUCUCUCAGUAUAGACAAAGACGGCACCAUGACCAUCGACUGGAAUGAGUGGAGGGACUACUUUCUGUUUAACCCUAUCACUAACAUGGAGGAGAUAGCACGCUACUGGAAACGUUCAAUGGUGAGGACACAUAAACUUCAAUACACUCCCAUUGAACAAGAACAACUAAAUGUUACUGUGAACUUGUAUCAGACAACAAAUGCAGCAAAUAGAAAAAGAGCAAUGACACAGCACAAGGGUUUCAAGAGGAAACUGGUCGCUCAGUUCUGGUUUUUGUAAGAUGUUCUACCUUGAGAGAUAAUUUUUGAUGUUUUGUUGUCUUACUCAUUUUUUCUUCCUCUCUCCCUUUUAUUGUUGUAAUUUCUGAUCAUUCAAACCAUCCUGGCUCCAGUAGAUGUUGGAUAUUGGUGAACAACUAACAGUUCCAGAUGAUUUUACAGAAGAGGAGAAGAAGUCAGGCUAUGUUUUGCGGCAGCUGAUGGCUGGAGCUGUAGCCGGAUCCGUAUCUCGGACUGGGACUGCCCCCUUGGACCGUCUGAAAGUCUUUCGACAGGUCAGUUAGUGAGAAUGGAGUUGAUGUUCUUAAGUUGGGGUUAAGAUUUCACUUUUUAGUCAGGAUGUUGUUUUCAGUUUAACUUAUUUAUAUUCAACAUGCAGCAGACCCCUUCAGUGUUUCUCUCCGACUCUGCUCUCUCAGGUUCAUGGCUCUGUUGAUUUUAGAGGAAAUGUGCUGAGUGGUUUUCAGUACAUGAUUAAAGAGGGAGGACCGUGGUCCUUGUGGAGAGGCAAUGGAAUCAACGUUCUGAAAAUUGCUCCAGAAACUGCUAUCAAGUUCACAGCUUAUGAACAGGUGGAGUAGACGUUCAGACCCAGUUGAACUGAUUCACUUUUACACAUCAGACCAGUUAUCUUUUAGUUUUUAUCUUUAUCAUUUGUCCUUUACUUUUCCUUUCUGUCUGUCUGCUAUUUUUACAUUACAAAUUCUCAUCUCUGACUGGAACCAGUUUGUUGUUUUCAUGAUAAGUGUGUAACUUUCUUAGAGUAAACAAGCUUUAGCAUUAAAACUAGAAACAGAGAAAUGCCAGCAGGAGGUUUUCUUUAUGCUCUUUGUCUUGAUUUGCUGGAUGGAUGGAUAGCAAGUCUUUCACUAAAUCUCCUUAAAACCUUAAUGUCAUGGUAUUUUUCUUUUUUCUCUUCCUUCAUAUUAAAUUUGUAAACAGAUGUGUUGUUUGUUGGAGAAUAAUUUUGGCAGAGCCAUGUUGUUUUCAGGCUCAUUAUCUAUUGUCCGUUAAAAUGUUGGUGAAUUAAGCUCUUAAUGUUUUCAACUUUUUUCUUUUCUGCGUAGAUCAAGGCUGUGAUGCGUGGAAAAAAUGAAAGCAGGACUCUGAGAAUUUAUGAGCGAUUUGUUGCUGGCUCUAUAGCUGGAGCUACAGCUCAGACAGCCAUUUACCCAAUGGAGGUAAUAUCAGGAUAACACACUGAGACACUUUUGUAGACAAAUACAGAAACUGAUGUUUUUUCUCUUUCUGUCUCUGUCAUAAACCUCUGCUUUCUCUCCUCUACAGGUACUGAAGACCCGUCUCACACUAAGAAAAACUGGACAGUACUCAGGGAUAGCAGACUGUGCCAAACAGAUCCUCCAGAAAGAAGGAGUCACAGCCUUCUACAAGGGCUAUCUGCCCAACCUGCUCAGUAUUGUCCCCUAUGCUGGCAUCGACCUGGCUGUCUAUGAGGUCAGAGACAUGAAAACACAUCACUUUGUCAGUGAAUCUCCUUGGUUUUGACUUUUUUCUCACUCUUUUAACUCGACAGACUCUGAAGUUUGCUUGGCUGAACAGGAACAGAGGUCUAGCGGACCCAGGGGUCACAGUGCUGGUCGGCUGCGGUGCCGUUUCCAGCACUUGUGGACAGCUUGCAAGUUACCCACUCGCACUGAUCCGCACCCGAAUGCAAGCGCAAGGUCAGGACAACUUCUGUCACUCGAAUACAAUUUAGCUUAAAUGGCAAAACCAACAUGAUGAUCUAUUGACUGAAUCUGGCAAAUACACAAUUAGAGUGCAAACACAUCUCUUAUCCCGUCAUGUCUUCAGUUUUGCAGCCAUGUAAUCAGAAUAAGGUGUUUGAGCCUCAUCUUUUCUCCCUUCAGCUUCAGUGAAAGGAUCCCCAAAACUCUCCAUGCUGGCUCUGAUUCACUCCAUCAUCACUAAAGAGGGUGUGGCUGGACUUUAUCGAGGAAUCUCCCCCAACCUGCUUAAAGUAAUCCCAGCUGUCAGUGUGUCCUACGCCGUGUAUGAAUACACAAGGAUGAUGCUGGGAGUGGACAUUGAGGGUAGGCAGGCAGGGAAAGGGAGGGGGUAGAAAAAAGGUUGGAAAAUUUGGAUUUCAACUCAAAGCACGUGUGCACCUGUUUGCAUGUCAUGAGGAGGUGGGCCUUGACUGUGUCGCUUGAAUUCAAAGAAAAUCUUCAAGGUGUGUUAAUAGAAUGGAAAUGCACUUUAUAAGACCAACAGAAAACAGAAGACCAUUAAUAUUUGUGUGUUUCUUACACGUGGAGGAUCUCACCUGACUUGGAAGCUGCUGUGAUGAGUUCCAUGUGAGGUGUGUUACAUUACAAUGCAUGUCAACAGGGGUGUGAAAGCUAAUCAACGAGCAUCCUGCUACUGCACUGACAUAGACUGAUGAAUACCUGCAUGAACUUGCCUGAGAACAAACAGGUAAGAGAUGAAGCCAUGUUACAUUCCUACAGCAUUAUUUUUUUCUUUCAGGUGAUAUAUAAAGAAGAAAAAGGACUAAGAUUACAGGACUGGAUUAGUUAUUCUGGUCUGUUAAAGAGGGGAUCUGAAAGUUUCUGCACAGUGGUGGAGUUACAGGCGGGACUUGUUAUGUCUUAAUGAAAUGUUACAUGUGUAAAAUACAGAAAUGGAUGUGAUUAAGAUGACUACCAAAUGCCAAACUACCCUUCCCAGAAGUGAUUUUAUGAUAACCUGACCUCAAUCUGUCUUUUAAGUGUUUCUAUGAAGAGAAGUUUGUUUGUGACAAAUUUUUCCAUGCUUGUAAAACACUACAGGGUCCAGUCCUUUGUAGGGGUUUUAAAACUGUAUGCGCACAAUGUGCUGAUUUUAACAUGAAAUAAUAUAAAAUAUGUUUUCAUGCCAAUGAACAUUUUUGAUGUGUCAGUAUUUAUAUGUAAUGUACCAAUAAAUGCUCACACUAGACUGCU
This is a messenger RNA of Xyrichtys novacula (pearly razorfish), 7721 nucleotides long. The record is from the annotation of a GenBank genome assembly. Lineage: Eukaryota; Metazoa; Chordata; Actinopteri; Labriformes; Labridae.